Messenger RNA from Colletotrichum orchidophilum, 267 nucleotides. RefSeq lists its product as uncharacterized. The transcript has a single exon. The coding region runs from base 1 to 267 and encodes 88 amino acids. The record is from RefSeq and is a predicted model, not a curated record. NCBI's taxonomy places the organism in Eukaryota, Fungi, Ascomycota, Sordariomycetes, Glomerellales, Glomerellaceae.
AUGUCCUCUUGCGGCGCAAAGGACAUUGGAUGGACCCUCUGGACCUGGGGCCUUGUCAGGCGAGUGGUGAUUCGGAAAUCUGCAAGAGAACAGACGGCCGCCGACCAGGGGAUGGACAAGGAUGGACAAGGAUGGUCGAUUUCACCAAUUUCCCGGCACGAGGUGCGACGUCCCCGGCGCCUGUCUCCCCGUCCAAUGGCAGCCACCAAAGCACCGCCGGCUGCUGACAUAACGCCCCUACCGAGGCCUCCUUUGGGCCUCGCCUAA